GCAGAUUUAAUUAUCAAGCAAACAGAAGACUAUUUUUGAUUUCUUUAAUCUUCUGCAACAAUGGCUUCCAAAACCUCACCAUUUCUCUUUUCCAUAUUCUUCUUCCUUCUGGGCCUCCACUCGUGUGCCGGCCAAACUGCCAACGUAAAAGCAGUCUACUGGUUUCCAGACAGUGAAUUCCCAGUCUCCAGCAUUAAUUCAACCCUUUUCACCCAUAUUUUCUGCGCCUUCGCCGAUCUCAAUAACACCACCUACCAAGUCACCAUUUCUUCAGCAAACGCAGCCAAAUUCAAAAACUUCACCCAGACCGUCCAACAAAAGAAUCCUAAUGUCAAAACCCUCUUAUCCAUCGGUGGAGGACGGGCUGACAAAGAUGCUUUUGCUUCCAUGGCAAGCCAAGCCAGCAGGCGAAAAUCAUUCAUCGAUUCCUCCAUAAACCUGGCAAGGUCAAACAACUUCCAUGGCCUCGACCUCGACUGGGAGUACCCUGACACCGCCACCAAGUAUGCCAACUUCGGUACCCUCCUCAGCGAAUGGAGAACCGCCAUCGCCAACGAAGCCAGGAUUUCCGGAGAGACGACAUUGCUUCUAACAGCGGCAGUCUUUCGCUCCUCCAACUAUUACUCGCUGAGUUAUCCUGUCCGGUCCGUAUCAGACAAUUUGGACUGGAUCAACGUCAUGAGUUAUGACUUCUAUGGCCCCGGCUGGUCGCCAAACUUCACCGCUCCCCCUGCUGCAUUAUACAGUGGAGCUUCCGGUCAGGUCAACGGGGAUGCUGGAAUCAGGGAUUGGAUUCAGUCCGGCGUGGCUGCUAGGAAGAUAGUCCUUGGCCUUCCUUUCUAUGGCUAUGCAUGGCGUUUGGUGAACUCGAAUAACCGUGGACUUUUUGCUCCGGCUAAUGGAUCGGCGAUAUCAGGCGACGGCAGCAUUGGUUACGGUCAGAUCAGGAACUUUAUAAGCCAGAAUAAAGCGACGACGGUGUACAACGGAACUGUGGUUACGGACUAUGCUUAUUCAGGGACGACAUGGAUUGGAUACGAUGACACGCAGAGUGUGUCUACCAAGGUUUCUUAUGCUAAAGGAAAAGGUUUGCUUGGCUACUUUGCUUGGCAUGUUGGAGCCGAUUCCAACUGGGUUCUUUCUCAAACAGCUUCGCGCACAUGGGGAGCAUAGGGAGGAGGCCGAAUUCACCAGAUGCUGGCAUGAUAUAUACGAAUAGUUUCUACAUAUAGUUUUAAUAUAGACAGAAUUAAUAAAGGCAUCCGAUUUGUACUUAAUUUUGCGAAUAAAUGAAAAAUUAAUUAAUGAAGAACAAUAAGCAAUUAAUGGUAGUAUUUUCUAAUUUUCACUCAUACAUAGAA
This is a messenger RNA of Ziziphus jujuba (common jujube), 1361 nucleotides long. Its product is annotated as class V chitinase. NCBI's taxonomy places the organism in Eukaryota, Viridiplantae, Streptophyta, Magnoliopsida, Rosales, Rhamnaceae. The coding region runs from base 61 to 1173 and encodes 370 amino acids. The transcript is spliced from 2 exons. The record is from RefSeq and is a predicted model, not a curated record. Gene Ontology annotation, cellular component: extracellular region. Gene Ontology annotation, molecular function: chitin binding; chitinase activity. Gene Ontology annotation, biological process: chitin catabolic process; carbohydrate metabolic process.